UAGUACAGGAAUCCACAGAAAACUAUAGGAAUCCACAUGAAGGAGGAGCAAACCUACUGAAAUGCAGUAUGUUUGGAUGAUUAAACAUGACAGGUCACUAUAAUUUGACAAAGAAUAAUCCACAUAUGGCCUUGAAAUGAAGAAAUCGUCAGAAAAUGCCUGAGGCGACCCUCCUUCAUAUGGUUUCCUAUUGUUUCUUAUGAAUUCCAAUAUUAAGACUGACCCGUUCCGCCAGUCACCGCCCCAGGAAUUGAGGAAAAACUUCCUCCUCGCUUCUUCUUCUUGUGACACGUCUGAUUCUAAGGUUUCUUGGUUCUAGUGUAGUCACAGUUGUGAGAAAACAGGACAUACACAGAGAUGUCUGGGAAAGCGCAAGAAGCAGGGGAACAACAGGCCCCGCCCCCGUAUCCGGGACAACCGCCUCCGGGGCAGUACUACCCGCCCCAGCAGCAGCCCGGGGCGCCGUACCCACCCCAGCAACAACCCGGGACGUACCCACCCCCGCAGCCUGGCCAGCCUGGGGUGUACCCACCCGGGCCACAGCAACCUGGGCAACCAUUCGUGCCCGCCCCCUCACAACCAGAACAUCAGACAGCGCCAGGACAACCAGUAGUAUACAUGACCCAGCCACCUGGGCCACCCCAGUAUCCAGCACAGCCCCAACUUGUAACGUACCCACAGCCGCCCCCGGGAGGCUUUCCCCAGCAGGGCCCUGGUCAGCCGCCUGUACCGCCUGGGAGCACUGUCAUUGUGUCCCAGCCUGGUGUGAUUGUGACCGGUCCGCAGUCAUUCCGUUCCGGCCACCCGGUCACCUGUGUGUGCCCCACCUGUCACCAGACCGUCCAGACCAGGGUGGACUCCGAGGUCGGACUCAUCACCUGGCUGGCCAUGGGGGGCCUCUUCCUCGUGGGAUGUUGGGCUGGGUGCUGCCUGAUCCCGCUGUGCAUUGAUGAGCUAAAGGAUGCUCGCCACUCCUGCCCCAACUGUAGCACCCACCUGGGCACCUACGACAGGGUCAGCUAAACACCUGCACCACCUGCCUGGCUUGAGUUGAAGAACAGUCGGUCGAUCAGUAUGCUUGCAGAUGACAAACAUAAGGCCACACCAAUUUAGUUUCCAGGUUCUUGGAUUUUAACAGAAGAAAUAAUUGGAAUACCAGUAUCAACAUUAAAACAGGCUGAUGGGAAGUGGAUUACAAAAACAUUUAUCAGAAAACGUACGCUUAUAUGUCAGAGAAUAUUUCAAUGUCAAAGAUGACGUGAAAGAACAAAAGUGAAGAAUCUAUUUUUUAGUCUGUAUCUUGGUGCAACACAGUUGAAGGGAGUGAACAGAGUCAGAUGUCAGUUUUCUUCCCAACUCCGUUUUCAUGAUAUCCACUGGCUAAAAAGUCCAUAAAAUUGACAUAAGAUGUCUGAUAACCAAGAAAUUAUAUUGGUGUGACCUGUUCUUGAGUUUAAGAUACCGGUAUGAAGACAUUUUUUCAAAACCACAGUCAAUUUUGGGAGAGGCCCACAAUGGAUUAAGGAGGCUGUAUGGAUCAGAAAAUUUGCAGGGAUUUUUAUGAAUAGACAACAGGGAACAUGCAAGCGAACUAUGGUAAAUGUUAAAUCAAUUCAAUGUUUGGGGCUACAUUCUACUUGCUUUAACACCACACUAUACCAGUGAGAAAGUUGACUGUGGUAGUGAAGAAAAAAAACAAGUUUACUUGGACAAGGCUUGUCAGUAGCUUACAAGCAGGUAUACCUGACACAACUAUGGAAACACAGGUAACACCGAGAAAGUGCUGUUCCCACUUGUAGCUCUGCUUUACAGUUAUAUGUUCCAAGUUUUCUAGUAGAAUAUGAGGGCAGGGGCAACAAAACAAAACAAAGUGACAGAGUAGAGGAUGAUGCUGAAGAAGGCAUGAUGGGAGUUUUUGAAAUUUAAGUGAAAAUGGGGUUAAAAGAGAAUUUCUACCAAGAAAAACAGACUGUCCUUGUAGUGCCAGUAGUUGAUUUUCUGUCAAUGAUAAAUGAAUUCUACAGGGUACCUGCCAAAAGAUGUAGGAGUGUGUAGUGUCCUUGUUCCUUGGAAUGGAGAAAAACUGUUUUGUUUUUAGCUUGUCCAAAAUCCAACCUACAAACACGUUGUGAUCUCAUAACGUCUGUCUUUGUGAAUAUUUGCUGUUUGGAUACAUGCCUAUCUUGGAGCUGAGGAAAGUUUUAUGUAUUACCCGAUUUGUACAUUGGUUUUAUACUGAUGUCUGAGUCAUACCUCUACAUAAAUUGUAAUGUACUUUGUCUUAUAGUAGACUUCAGUUUUGGAAGUACACCCACUUGUUUUUGGUGAUGCCUCAGGGGCUAGCCUAAUAGUAUAUAACCAUAUAACCAGUACCUGCAAGUUGCUCAUUUGACCUGGCUGAUAUACAGCUUGAUAUGCAGUGCACUAUGGUACACAAGAAUGUUUUCAAUUUAUGGCUCACUGCCAUAUUUAAAAAUUGUUUUCAUAACUUUUUUAUCUGUUUUAACAAAAUGUGUAUUGAAUCUAAUGAUACCUGAUGAUGAUUGCUUUUGUCUUUUUGUAUUCAGUAAUGUAGACAUAACAUGUUUUCACAAGUUAGGGUUUUUUGUAAAAACUUGCAUGCUAUAGCUUCUUGCAUAUGCCAGUGGCACUAACUGACUAAGUAACAAUAUAUUUUUUCACACCAUAACUGGCAUAAGGAGCUGACUUCUGUCAUUUUCCAUGUUUUUAUACAGAAAAUACCACAUGUCAUGAACUAUGCAGAACUUGCAGAAGUUUUUAUAUGAAAUCAGACCAUGUGCCAUUUAUCAGAUAUUCGGAGCUUGAAUUCUGCUUCAGAUGGCUACAUGUUGAUACUGGUCACAGAUUAGUUUCUGGAGAAGAUUGCCACAAAAUUUUUUCAAGUUAACACUGUGACAGAAACUUUUAAAAAUAAAAAUAGAUUGCAGUUUUUUCCAGUCAAGAAUAAAUGACUUGUCUUUCUACCUUACAGCACAGCGAGCUUUAUGUAGAUAAAAAGUAGUAUGUUAUAUCCUAAAGGCUAAUGUGCAUGAAUGUUUUUUCUUACACACAUAAUUUUCUGUAUGCUAUAAGAAUAAAAAUGUGCUUGAGUUGUUGA
This is a messenger RNA of Branchiostoma floridae (Florida lancelet), 3118 nucleotides long. Its product is annotated as lipopolysaccharide-induced tumor necrosis factor-alpha factor homolog. NCBI's taxonomy places the organism in Eukaryota, Metazoa, Chordata, Leptocardii, Amphioxiformes, Branchiostomatidae. Gene Ontology annotation, molecular function: zinc ion binding. Bases 358 to 1023 code for a protein of 221 amino acids. The record is from RefSeq and is a predicted model, not a curated record. The transcript is spliced from 7 exons.